AUGCGCGGCCUUGCUCAGGCUGCCAUGGUGCUAGCACCGACGUUGGUGUUGGCCCAUGGACCUCAUCAUCCUCCUCCUCCUCCGCCGCCGCCACCUCCUCCCAUGGGAUUUCUCCCCUCAGCUCUCGAUGUCACACCCUCAGCCUUUGUCACAGUCAAGCUCCCCUUGAGCCAAUCCGAAUCCUAUUCUCUGACACUACGAUUCGAUGUGGAGGAAUCAGAAGAAGUCUGUGGUCCCGCCAGCAUCACCCUCAAUGGCGAACCCCUCAAGCAAGACGCCAAGGGUCGCGGUGUCGGAUCUUUCCUCGUCAACAAUGAGACCACUAUUUCAGCAGACUGGGAUUUCGAAUGUAUUGGUCCCAAAGAAUUCCCCUUCGGCCAGUCUAUGCGCUUCAAUGUCAAGGCUCUCGACGACAUGGCUCUUACAGAGGAAUCUUCCUUCUGGAUGACUUUCAAGCAGACCGCACCAGUCCGAAUCUCCGAUGUUGGAAACGCCGCCUAUGUCUGGAGUCUGUCGAUGCCUUUCAGCAAGGACAAGGAGCCCUCCUCUGGCGACAAAUCCACCUCAACAUCACCCCCCAUCUGGGAGUACCCCGACCGCGAGUUCCAGGACCCCGAGGAGGAACUUCAGGUUGAGCUUAUGGAACUGAAUGCUUUGCACAAGCAGAUUCUUCAGCUUGAGGAACUAGUGAAGGAGAGGGAGGCAUCUGUUGCUAAGAAGCUGGGCAAGCAGUAUCCUCCCCCACCACCCUCUACAAUGAAGAAGAUCAAGCAGUGUGAUGGCGUGCAGUGUGUUCUGCACACUGUUGGUGAGGAA
This is a messenger RNA of Fusarium tjaetaba, 816 nucleotides long. RefSeq lists its product as uncharacterized. The annotation marks the transcript as partial. The transcript is spliced from 2 exons. The record is from RefSeq and is a predicted model, not a curated record. NCBI's taxonomy places the organism in Eukaryota, Fungi, Ascomycota, Sordariomycetes, Hypocreales, Nectriaceae.